CGUGUUCAUCGCUGUUUUGUCGUCUGUUUCGCCAGGCCAAAGUAUUGUGUCGACGUCGACGUGCGUUGAACGUGCCCGAAUGCACAUUCAGGCGUUGUACGAUGCUCGCUGGUCACGAUCGUUGGCUAUCGGUGGACACCUGUCCGGACGACAGCGACCAAAAAUAGAGAACGUACGCGGGUCGUGAGGCGUUCGUCUGACAUCAUGUCAUCCAGAAGGAACAACUGUGGCCUGUUGGCCAGGGUAAACUUCCCUUUAUACACCCUGCAAAUGUUGACCAGCAGGCACAUCCUUGUAGGUGGGGGUGGAGGUUCCUCCAAGACAGGGGUAGCCAAUGGAUUUGAAAUAUUUGAGUUGUCCCACAAUGGCACACAAUUUGUAGCUGAAGAAGUAACUAGACAUGAAACAGGUCCUAGCGUCGUGAUGAAUUGCACAGCUUACAACAAUGGCAAAAGAACCUGGAUUGCAGCUGGCCAAGAGAGCCACUGCCAGCUAUAUAAUGUCAAUACCAAGGUGAUCACUGUAGAGAAUGGAGAAGUCAUCAAAGAUACCGAUAAUGCUAAGGAAGGGCUUAUUCAUAGGAAGAAAGCAGAAGGGAGCAAUGCAAAGGAAAGGAUAGAGGAGAUUAAGGAUAACUCUAAUAUUAAGAGCAAAAAGCUGCAGUUGAUUGUUAAGCCCUCUGACAGUGUUCAGACUGAUUUUAGCAAGGAAGAGCCCUUGCAAAGGAUCGUCAGAAUAAGCUUAAAUGGAAAGUUCAUGGCCACUGGCGGCACGGAUGGUCACAUCAGAUUGUGGAAAUUCCCACAGCUGCAUACGCUACACGAUCUAGACGCGCAUACUAAAGAAAUCGACGAUAUAGAUUUCAGUCCGGACGGUACGUUAAUCGCAAGCAUCGCGAAAGACGGCAAAGCUUAUCUGUGGAAUGUAUCCAGCGGCAACAAGGACAAGGAACUGACUUGGUCACCUCCGAAUUUUCUGAAGUAUAUGUACAAAAGAUGUCGGUUCCGAAAAUUCGCGGAGGAUAAGUCGAAGACACAGCUGUUCAUACUUUCCAACGCAGUUACUGGAAAGAAUAUCAGUUUCCUGCAAAUGUGGGACAUUGAUUCUGGCAGCAUAGUUAAGGCAGUGCCUUACAAAGAGACGCUAUCCGCACUGGCGGUGUCCGAUGAUGGGAAAUUCGUCGCAGUUGGGACAAUGUUCUCAGGCAGCGUGGACAUUUACGUCGCUUUCAGUUUGAGAAGAGCUUUGCAUGUUCCUGGAGCGCAUAGCAUGUUCGUGACCGGUUUGGAAUUCUUACCAACGAAACUGGAUGGCCCGGCAAUCACUAGUAACACUGAAACUGCUGUCGUCAGCAUUUCUGUUGACAACAAGAUUUGCAUACACAGCAUACCGUUCAGACACACACUGCCAUUCUGGUUUGUCAUCAUUGUAAUUAUUCUGAGUAUAUGCUGCGCGUUCAUGUUCUGCAGCUACGUCGGAAUAUGACCCAAAACUUAUGUUCUCGACGCGAUCACGAAGAGCAAUACUUUCUCUAGGAUUGUAUGAGAUCAUGACUAAACAUCGAAGUUUCUCACACGCCUAUUCCGGCUCGUAAAACUUAAUAAAAAUCGGGAGGUGGACGGAAGUAGGUCUCGCGUAAACGCGUGUGCACGGUUCCAAUGAUGCACCGAAUUAAUUGCAAUUUCCUAUGGGGGCGUGGGUCCUACGGUUAUUAUUUAAACAACGUUGAAUUUAACGCUACUGUGAUAAACAGUUACAGUGCACCGUUCUGGCAAACAUUAUUGUACAUAGACGUUAUUUUAUUGAUUCCCCGCGUUUCCUAGAUACACCGAUUGUCUAGAGCUCAACGAUUUCUUUCGUAUUUAGAGACUUAUCUUCGAUAAAGACCAAUUUACAAACACGCGUCCCUCGUACUUGAACAGUUCGCGUGGAUUUAUUUCGGCUACUGCAUUUAUUUAAUUCACUCUGUACGAUAUUUCCAUGUAUAGUUAGCAAGACUAGUACACGGUGACACGUUUGUGUAUAUUCCUCGGCGUUCGACGCUAUUUUUAUUACAUUAUCCUUCUCCUCUCCUAGCCCGUGUCUCUUGCAAGUGGUCGUCGAUUUUCGUUUUUUUUUCAAAAAGACAGAUCAAGGUUAACUGGUCGCGUAUAAAUAGCACACACUCGCACGUUGCACAGCGUUCUAUCGUUUCUUUUUUCGCGGGACGUGAACCAAGAAUUUCCUAUAAGAGGGAAGAAUGCCAUAGAGAAAAUAGUUCAUGUCAAGGGGGAUAUGAUUCACCAUGUCAUGAAUCAACGUUGUACGACGAGUUGUGUAUAGGGACAUAAAUAUGUACAUUUUGUUAAUGUAAUAAACUCUAAUGUAUCAAAGA
Megalopta genalis is the source of this 2374-nucleotide messenger RNA. Its product is annotated as guanine nucleotide-exchange factor SEC12. The record is from RefSeq and is a predicted model, not a curated record. Gene Ontology annotation, molecular function: protein binding; guanyl-nucleotide exchange factor activity. Gene Ontology annotation, cellular component: endoplasmic reticulum membrane. Gene Ontology annotation, biological process: endoplasmic reticulum to Golgi vesicle-mediated transport. Lineage: Eukaryota; Metazoa; Arthropoda; Insecta; Hymenoptera; Halictidae.